Aspergillus sclerotioniger CBS 115572 is the source of this 474-nucleotide messenger RNA. RefSeq lists its product as uncharacterized. The transcript has a single exon. Bases 1 to 474 code for a protein of 157 amino acids. The record is from RefSeq and is a predicted model, not a curated record. Lineage: Eukaryota; Fungi; Ascomycota; Eurotiomycetes; Eurotiales; Aspergillaceae.
AUGCCCUGUCUUAAGCUCCCACUACUUCCCGCUGGCACCACCACCACCACCACAACCACCAAGAAGAGCGUCUCUCCGACCGAGUAUCCGAACACAGCCCUCUUCUCCCUCAACCCCAACCCCAACAUCACCAACCAGAACCACAACCCCAAAACCAACCUCAAUCCCUCAAAGCCAAAUACGGCACCUGCACCUCCAUCCUCCACUACGGCACCUCCAGCUCCAUCCGUCUCUACACCACCACCACCACCUCCUCCUCCUCCUCCUCCUCCCCAGCCCGCACCCUCCACGUCGUCAAAACCCUCCGUCCAACCACCUCCACCACAUCCACCAGCAGAAGAACCACCAGUGAUAACACCCAACAAACCCUCAAAAACACCCUCGAAUCCCUCCUCUCUUCCACCCUCACCCACCCUCACCUCCUCCACACAAUCGACAUCCUCCCCAACUCCCAACUCGAGACAUGUCUCGUGA